This is a messenger RNA of Dioscorea cayenensis subsp. rotundata (Guinea yam), 748 nucleotides long. RefSeq names its product zinc finger BED domain-containing protein RICESLEEPER 1-like. Gene Ontology annotation, molecular function: protein dimerization activity. The record is from RefSeq and is a predicted model, not a curated record. The coding region runs from base 95 to 676 and encodes 193 amino acids. NCBI's taxonomy places the organism in Eukaryota, Viridiplantae, Streptophyta, Magnoliopsida, Dioscoreales, Dioscoreaceae. The transcript has 3 exons.
CGCUAUAGCUGUGAUUUUAGACCCAGGAUACAAGUUCAACUUUAUUGAAUGGUGCUACAAGAAACUAUAUGGAGAACUUGGGAACGUUGAGUCCAUGAAGUUGAAGGAUGGCAUGUUUGCUCUUUAUGAACAUUACUUGAAUGCUAGUCAUCAAUUUCCAAGUUCAUCAUCUUCCACAUCAUCCAACAAGGCCAAGAUGCCAAGCAUGAAUGAAGAAGUUGCUCAAUCUUCAACAUUUAAAGAUAUAUUGAUGGAAUUUGAUUCAUUUGAAAGUGUGGAAACUACACCACGAAAAACACAAUUGGUGCUUUAUUUGGAGGAUCCUAGAAUUGAUAGAAAAACUAAGUUGAAUGCAUUGACAUUUUGGCAAGCUAACCAGUAUCGAUAUCCACAAGUUGCGGCAAUAGCAAGACAUGUUCUAUCUAUUCCAAUCUCCACUGUUCUUGAUCAAUAUAGGAGUUCCGUGAAGCCUGAUAUUAUUGAAGCAUUGAUUUGUACUAGAGAUUGGUUAUAUGGAGAUCAAGAGUUGCAACUGCAAACAAGGAGCUUGAAGAACUCACAGACAACAUCAUGGAUCUCAAUAUCAAUGGCAAAGAUGAAAAGGAAGAGGAUCUUUCAUCAUCAAAUUCCAUCAAAGCAUGAUUUCUAUUUUAUUGUGUUAAAAAGACUUGUGUAACCGUAAGAAUUGUUUCAAAGUUGUUUUGAACUUGUUGUUAAAAAUUAUUUUGAAUUUGUUGUGAACUUCUGA